Larimichthys crocea (large yellow croaker) is the source of this 4157-nucleotide messenger RNA. RefSeq names its product synaptic vesicle membrane protein VAT-1 homolog. Lineage: Eukaryota; Metazoa; Chordata; Actinopteri; Sciaenidae. Gene Ontology annotation, cellular component: mitochondrial outer membrane. Gene Ontology annotation, molecular function: oxidoreductase activity. The coding region runs from base 209 to 1504 and encodes 431 amino acids. The transcript has 6 exons. Gene Ontology annotation, biological process: negative regulation of mitochondrial fusion. The record is from RefSeq and is a predicted model, not a curated record.
CGGAGCGCGCACACACACACACACACACACACACACACAGGAAACCACCCAGUAAUAAUCUCAUUUUUGCAAAGGAUACGACUCUGCAGUGCCGGACUCUUAUUUUAUGACAGUUUUUCAUCGGAAACAUUUGUUUGUUUUUAUAGAAACAGGCUGAAGCGUUAAAAAAAAGAAACCUGACAGAGCGCACAUCAUUCAAGUGGUUAUCAUGUCUGGUGAAGAAGCUCCAACUCAGCAACAACAACCUGAGCAGCAGGAGAAGAAGCCCGACGAGCCUCCGCCGGCUCCGGCUGCAGAUGCUGCAGAUGCACCGCAGGAGGAGAGGAGCGCUCCUGCAGCCGAGGAGAAGACUCUCUCCUUCAGGGCUCUGGUCCUCACCGGGCAUGGGGGCUACGACAAAGUGAAGCUGCAGGUGAAGACGCAGAGCGAGCCGCGCCUGCAGCCUGGAGAGGUCCUGGUGCGGGUCAAGGCGUGCGGGUUGAACUUCGGCGAGCUGCUGGGCAGGAUGGGCAUGGACGAGAUGUUGCCCUCCCCGCCUGUCACGAUGGGAAUGGAGGGCUCAGGGGUCAUUGAAGCGGUCGGGGAGGAUGUGAAGGAGCGGAAAGUGGGAGAUCGUGUUAUCGUGCUGAGCCUCGGCGGCAUGUGGCAGGAAGUGGUUGUUGUGUCCGCUAGCCGCACCUUCCCCAUGCCCGAGCAGAUGAGCUUUGAGGAGGGCGCUGCACUUUCCGUUAACUAUGUGACCGCCUACUUGAUGUUGUUUGAGAUGGCCAAUGUGAGGCCGGGCAAGAGUGUUCUCAUCCACAUGGCAGCAGGUGGUGUAGGCAUCGCCGCUUCCCAGCUGUGUCAGACUGUGCAGGACGUUACUGUUUUCGGCACGGCAUCAGCCUCCAAACACGAGACCAUCGCUCAAGGUGGAGUAACUCACCUCAUCGACUACCGCACCAAAGACUAUGUGGCAGAAAUCCGCAAAAUCAGCCCAAAGGGAGUUGACAUCGUCCUCGACCCACUUGGUGGUUCAGAUUCCCAAAAAGGUUUUAGUCUGCUGAAACCUUUGGGCACACUUGUAGUCUAUGGUGCAACCAAUAGUGUGACAGGUCCGAAGAAGAACCUGUUGGCCAUUGCAAAGACCUGGUACAACCAGCUCUCUCUCAACACACUGAAACUGAUGCCGGCCAACAAGGCCGUCUGCGGCUUCUACCUGGGCCACAUCGUUAACGAGGAGCUCGUUAGCAGGACUAUGUUCAAGCUGCUGGAGCUCUAUGGGCAGGGCAAGAUCAAGCCCCACAUUGACUCAUGCUACCACUUUGAGGAGGUGGCGGAUGCCAUGAGGCGCAUGCACGAACGCCUAAACAUCGGCAAAAUCAUCCUUCUUCCUGAAGCUAAAAAGGAAGAAGAGAAGCCAAAGUCCGACCCUGAGCCCGUAGAAAAUGUGGAAAAAACUGAAGCCGCCGUCAACGAGCAGAAAGAAGAGGCCACGGAGGAAGUUAAAGAAGAGAAAGAUUGAGUAAGAGUGUUUGAAUGAUUUUUUUUUUCUCCCCCCAAGCACAUUUUCACUGAGUUCCCUAUUGUUCAAAAAAGGAAAGAAAAGAGAAGAAAUGCAAGAUGCCGUGAAUCCUUUGACUUUUUGUCAGAAUUUCAAACGUUUAUGAAGAUUUCUGUUGUGCAAUUUGUCUAAAGUGUAGUGUCCACGUUGGAGAUACUUUGUGUUUGAAAUAGAAAUGAACUGUAUUCUGUCGAGGAAUAGUGUAUUCUGAUUACAGGUUAUCGUUGAACUACAAAUUGAAAGAGACAACAUGACAACAGCUCUAACAUAAUUUAACAAACAUAGGGCCGUUGUGUGAAGAGCUGGUGCAAAACUUAUGAAAGUCUGAGAAAAGUAGAAGUGAGAAGCCAAAAGUCACAUCACAUUAGUCAUCACUGAUGAUUAACAUAAGCCAUCAUGCGUUGUAACCAACUUUACACUUGCUUCAUUAUAUUACAGCAUGGAAGAGGAAAUCUCCCUUAUUCAUUUUUACCUAUUUGGGAUAUUAUUCAUGACAAUAUAGGACAAAAAGAUUUAGAGACCAUUCAAAGUGAGACAUGUAUAAAAUGUUUAUGUUAUUGAAUAUUAAUUUUGUCUUGUGUCAAAACUAAAUUAUUUUAUAUAUUAUAUCAAAUCUCUUAAUUAAUUUAGGAGCUGAUGAAAAAGAGUUAUUCCUAAUUAUGAGAAUAAGAGCAUAUGAGAAUGUAUUCUGUGGCUUCAUACAUAUUGGCUCUGGGUUGUCUUUAUAAAAUACAUCGUAAAAUUAUUUAUAAUCUGAAAUUUUAUCCCAAACUCAGCAUCCACAAGUCAUGUGACUGUAAUCAGAAUACAUUAUUUAUCUUUGGUGAUCAGAUUAUUAAUCUGAAGGAGUAAUGAGUAAGUGUAAAUGUGCCUACCCAAACCUGUUUCUAUUAGUAGAUAUUAGUGCAGUGAUCAUUCGUGUGGUUUCUUUGUGAUGCACUACUCAAAUCUAAGUGUAAUUAUGAGAUGAAUUGUGUGUUUUCACAUCCUCGCCUCCUCUUUGAUGAAUGUUGUGAGACAAAAGCCCGGGUCAGUGUUGUGUUCUAGUUUAAAUGUUUCUGUUUUUUCUCUGAUGUUUGUGCCAAAUUUAAAGCCAGCUUCCACCACUGCCGUCAAAGCCAACUGUGAAUAACAAUUAGCGGGGACUUCCCUCGCCUUGGCACUCGUCACUCGGUGUCACGCCGAACUUGAGCUGACGCCGUUUGGCAAGCCGCGUGAAGGCUGAUUUUUAUCCGUUUCAUUGUUGUGAUCCUUCUUCUUCUCUUUUUUCUUUUUUUUUUUAAUCUUUAGCUGCUUAAUUCCAACAUUUGCAAUCAAAGUGAUUAGUGGCAAGUUUACAACCACAGUACAUGUGUUACUCUUAUAUAUAUACACACAGGGAGAAGGUUAAAAGGGAAUGAAGGAGAAGAUACUCUGUUUCUUUGCUCAGUACAUAUUCAUGUUGAAGCUCUUUAUAGAUGGAUUAUUAAGUUUCCAUUUUCCUGCACAGUAAUCACGUUUUUUUUUUUUUUUUUAUGGCUUGCAUAUCUGUUUCUUUGAAAGGCUGACCUUAAAAAGUGGCCUCAGUUAUUCAGAUGUUUUGUCCAGCUGUGGGUGUAAUUCAAUGCUGUGACGCAGAAGACGCUACCGAAGCACAAGAGAACGAGUUUUCCCUCCAUCCACACUAGAGCAGCUCCUCACAUUCCUCUCCCCACCCUCUCAGUCCUGCUCUCUGUCUCUUCCCUCUGGAGCUGAACUCUCUCAAAAACUCUCCACCAUAUAUUGUUUUGAUUUCUAAAGUACUUGUAACAAAGUUUCACAGAUAUUGCUUCAUGUUAUUUACAUUUGUGGCUCUUUUUUUCCCCCCCUUUCCAUUUGGCCACUUGACAUGUAUUGUUAAGUUUGGCCAGGUUUCAAUCUCCUAGUGUGAAGUAAGAUCUGAUGUGGAUUUUAGUAGGAGUAGGAGCUGGAGUCGUCUUAUUGUUAUUAUGUGAAGUUCAUCAUGUUUAACUACUGAACCAAAUGGUAGAGGAGUUUAACUAAUGAGCAUGUUGAGUUUUAUUUUUAUUUUUUUUUAAUGUGAAGUGAGCAGAUUGUUCUCCGAGUUGGUGAAGAUAAAAUAUGUUUUGACAUAUUUCACAUGUCUGGUUGCAGCCGCAGAUGAGGAGCACGGCGACAAAACGACACUGUGCUUUUGUGCCAAAAUGUAACCUCGCUCAUGCAACCAGUGACAUCUGGUGGUUAAAGAAAAGAUUGUGCCUUUUUUAAAAUAAGUGAUUUACUCUCCACUAUGUUGCCUGUGGGCUAAAAGUCCCGUAGCCUGCCUUGUCAAAUGUAAAACGUCAUGAAAUAAGCUGGUUUCUUGAUGGGGGAAAAAAAAACGUCUUAAUUACAACUAAUCCAACUCAGUUUAAUCAAUGUUUUACACGAAACUCAAAAUACGACAUCACAUUUGUUCAGUGGGAAAUAUUAAAUGUGCUAAAAACAAACACAAAUUACAUAUUCUGUGUUAUUAAUAUCAAUCAAUUCUAAUAAUGACCUGAGCCGAUUCAACCGCAUAUUAUCUUUCAGUCAUGCUAAACGUGUACAAUAACAGUGCAUUUCAUUUGAAACAUAAUAAACAAGAUUACGACCA